Molecule: messenger RNA, 340 nt
Organism: Limanda limanda (common dab)
Lineage: Eukaryota; Metazoa; Chordata; Actinopteri; Pleuronectiformes; Pleuronectidae
Gene: smim1
Product: small integral membrane protein 1
Exons: 2
Coding region: 113-340 (75 amino acids)
Source: RefSeq, a predicted model, not a curated record
UUGCACACAAUCGCCUCGUCAUCCUCCCUGUGUCAGAGUUCAUGUGUCCCGGCUGAGCAGUGAAGCAGUGAGUGAGCAGUGAUUCCAGCAUCAACCUCUGACGAGAGGAAGGAUGUCCCACAUGGACUCCAACGGAGCCGGCAGCGUGCAGUAUGAUCGCUGGAACGAGGACAACGUUAACCUGAAUGUGGAGGCAUCACAGUCCACUGGGAUGAGGAUCUACAACAAAUUGUGUGUCGGUAACACUGGGGUAGCAGUGAAGGCAGCAGGAGCUCUGGCUGCACUGGUGUCCAUCUACAUCAUAGGAUACGCGACAGGAUACUACAUCCAUAGGUGCUGA